Vicia faba (fava bean) is the source of this 498-nucleotide messenger RNA. Lineage: Eukaryota; Viridiplantae; Streptophyta; Magnoliopsida; Fabales; Fabaceae. The record is from the annotation of a GenBank genome assembly.
AUGGUAGAGGAUAGAAAAGUUGGGGUGGGAAUAGAUUUUUCUAAAAACAGCAAAAAUGCUUUGAAAUGGGCCAUUGUAAAUAUGGCAGAUAAAGGUGAUACUUUUUAUCUCAUUCACAUCAACUCCAAUUCUUCUGAUGAGUCUCGUAGUAAGCUGUUUGCAAAAACUGGUUCACCACUUAUUCCAUUGGAAGAGUUGAAAGAGGCUGGAGUUAUGAAACAAUAUGGUGUGCAAACUGAUGUUGAGGUUAUUGAUCUGCUUGAGAUUGCUGCCACACAGAAAGAGGUGAGCGUUGUUGCAAAAUUGUAUUGGGGUGAUGCAAGGCAGAAACUUAUGGACUCUAUUGAAGAUCUAAAGCUAGAUGCUCUUGUUUUGGGGAGCAGAGGCCUUAGCACAAUCAAAAGGAUAUUGCUGGGAAGUGUAAGCAACUUUGUGAUGGUUCAUUCCCCAUGCCCAGUGACUAUUGUGAAGGAUUAUUCAAGCAGCAGCAGCGACUAG